This is a messenger RNA of Ahaetulla prasina, 2656 nucleotides long. It is a transcript of the gene ACTR3B, whose product is annotated as actin related protein 3B. The record is from RefSeq and is a predicted model, not a curated record. Bases 518 to 1741 code for a protein of 407 amino acids. Lineage: Eukaryota; Metazoa; Chordata; Lepidosauria; Squamata; Colubridae. Gene Ontology annotation, molecular function: actin filament binding. The transcript has 13 exons. Gene Ontology annotation, cellular component: actin cortical patch.
GCUGCUCGUAGCUGCGGCGGCGGCGGCGGCGGCGGCGGCGGCUGGGAUCCCCGGGAAUUGGGACCGGGACGGGCUUUCCCUUCUGCCAAGAUCCCAGCGUCGAGAAUGGCGAGCCGCCUGCCGCCCUGCGUCGUGGACAGCGGCACCGGGAGCCAGCCAUUCAGAGAACAAAACUUGAGAACUGGGCUUCUUUGCUGAAGAUUCUACUUGCCAUGGCAACUGGCUCAGUUUGCCAUUCUGUACAGGUAGUCCUUGAAUUCGAACCAUGAUUGGGCCCAAAAUUUCCAUUGCUAAGCAAAACAGUUGUUAAGUACACAAAACUGGGCUACGCUGGAAAUACUGAACCACAAUUUAUUAUCCCAUCAUGCAUUGCAAUAAGAGAAUCGGCCAAAGUAGGUGACCAGGCGCAGAGGAGACUGGCCCAAGGUGUGGAUGAUCUAGACUUUUUCAUUGGAGACGAAGCUCUCGUCAAACCCACCUAUGCUACAAAGGUAAAGGUGACACUUUCGUUCAUGGAAUGAUGCUGUGGUUCCUUUCUCCUUCACUUCAGUGGCCUAUCCGGCAUGGCAUGGUGGAAGACUGGGAUCUGAUGGAAAGGUUCAUGGAACACAUUAUUUUUAAGUAUCUCCGAGCAGAACCGGAAGAUCACUAUUUUUUAAUGACUGAGCCGCCACUGAACACACCUGAAAACCGAGAAUAUCUUGCAGAGAUCAUGUUUGAAUCAUUUAACAUACCAGGACUUUAUAUUGCUGUGCAGGCUGUGCUAGCCUUAGCUGCAUCCUGGACUUCACGACAGGUUGGGAACCGUACCUUAACUGGCACAGUGGUUGACAGUGGCGAUGGAGUGACCCAUGUCAUUCCAGUGGCAGAAGGUUACGUGAUUGGUAGCUGCAUUAAACACAUCCCCAUUGCUGGAAGAGACAUCACGUAUUUUAUUCAGCAACUCCUAAGGGAAAGAGAGAUGGGAAUUCCUCCGGAGCAAUCUCUGGAAACAGCAAAAGCCAUAAAGGAAAGGUACUGUUAUAUUUGUCCUGACAUAGUAAAAGAAUUUGCAAAAUACGAUGUUGAUCCCCACAAAUGGAUUAAGCAAUACACAGGAAUCAAUGCCAUCAAUAGAAACACAUUUACGAUAGACGUUGGUUAUGAAAGAUUCCUUGGGCCAGAGGUCUUCUUUCAUCCAGAGUUUGCCAAUCCAGAUUUUGUGGACUCUAUUUCGAAUGUGGUGGAUGAAGUUAUACAGAACUGUCCCAUUGAUGUUCGGCGUCCUUUGUAUAAGAACGUGGUGCUUUCAGGAGGAUCUACGAUGUUCAGAGAUUUUGGUCGUCGCUUACAGAGAGACUUAAAAAGAGUAGUAGACGCUCGACUAAAGCUCAGCGAAGAACUCAGUGGCAGUCGAUUAAAGCCCAAACCUGUGGAAGUUCAAGUGAUCAGUCAUCACAUGCAGCGUUAUGCCGUCUGGUUUGGCGGAUCUAUGCUUGCGUCAACGAGUUCUUUGAAGUGUGUCACACCAAGAAAGCCUACGAGGAAUAUGGUCCUGGCAUUUGCCGUCACAAUCCUGUUUUUGGAAUUAUGUCGUAAGAUUCACGGUGCAGCAGUAUCUGCUUUGGGGUCUGAUGGAGAACCUACUGCUGACCAGGAGGAGAGAGACUUGUUGCAAAUAGCAAACCUCAGUGUGGUGUGGAUGCUCCCUUGCCUAGAGUAUGCAUCAGAAUCAGGGAGUUCAAAGCAAUGGGCCAGCUAGAGCUCAGCGGUGAAAAAUGACUUGACUGUUAAAUUAACUCCUUUCUGCAAGUUAGCUUCCAGUACACAACAUUCACCUUGCUAAAAAAGGUGAAAGCAGAAACUGUUUAGAUCAGUUUUUUUCUCAACCUUAAAACUUUUAAGAUGUGUGGACUACAGCUUCCCAUGUUGGCUGGAGAAUUCUGAGAGUUGUGGACCAGGCGUCUUAAAAAUUGCCAUGGUUGAGAAACAGUAGCCGAUAUGAACAGAGAUAAGAACCCAACAUGUGAUAUUGUUCCUUCUGACUCUGAUAUUGGUUCUAACCUUACAGUGCAGAGUUUUUCAACCUUGGCAGCUUUAAGCUAGGUGGACUUCAGCUCCCAGAAUUCUGUUGAAGUCCACCCAAGCUUAAAGUUGCCAAGGUCAAGAAACACUGUUAUAGUGAACUUGGCAAGGGGAAAGCUCAGCCAUUGUAAAAUUGCGGUCUUGUUUCAGUAAAAAAAAAUACCCUACAUUUGCGAAGGUUUUAAAAGUUUUACGCUCGCAGUUAUGUUUGUGGUUGGUUUUUCUGCGUAAGAAUACAAGUAUCAUACCCACAGAAUUUGUGGAAGUGAUCCGAGUGUCUAGGUCAGCCCUUAAUACCAUGUUAUAAGCCACCCAGAGUUAUUUGAGAUGGAGAAUGAGCAGCAUAUAAAUAUAAUAAAUAAUGAAAUAAGUCUUCCUUGCCAAUAGUACACAACCUAAGGGCGUUCUUUGAGGAUACCAUGUGUGUUUUUAAAAUGGCAAUGUUUACAUUGGGCUGAACAUGUUCUGCUUCUGGAAUUUGUAAUUUGUAAGAUUUAUUAUUGCUAUUUAUUUAAUUUUUAGGGAUUAUUGUUUUAAAAAUGGGAAUUGAUUCCUCUUGGUGAAAUAAAACCUGUUAAUGUGUUCACAGACA